Molecule: messenger RNA, 1084 nt
Organism: Cherax quadricarinatus
Lineage: Eukaryota; Metazoa; Arthropoda; Malacostraca; Decapoda; Parastacidae
Source: RefSeq, a predicted model, not a curated record
AUGACGGAGGAGUUGGAUGAACUACAUGAUCAACAGCAUCAGGAGGUUUUGCAGGACAUUCGUACCACGGAGGCACAAGAUGUGGAGGAGUACGUCUCCACAAGUGAGAUAAAGGAAAUGUUGGGAAUCUGGGAGAGAUUUUCAGACUUUAUUGAGAAGAAACACCCAGAGAAAGUUUCAAGUGGUUGUGCGUUGGAGCUAUGCAAUGAAGCUUGCAUUGAGAGUGAAGUGAAGGAAAUGGGUGGCAGCCUCAGCAGACUGAUUGGUAAUCAGCUUGGAACGCAUACACAGAAGACUGUUUUAAACUCUAUGGAAGAUGUCAAACCUGAGUCUCAUGUGUUACACACUGUUUCAGAUGAGCUUACAUCAGAGCAUGCAGAUGUGCUGGUGAAGGGGACUGAGACUGAAAGCAUCACUCCUCCUGUAUCUGAGGCAGGCAAUGAUGAUGAAGUCUUGGGUAGUGCUCUCGUCCAGGAAGGCAAUGUAAAGGUUGUAGAUGUUAAAAAGAAAUUAAGUUCAUCAGAGAAGAAAAGAGGUAGGAAGAAAUUUUUGGGAGAUAAUGCAGUUAUACCAAAAAGACCUAGGAGGAGCCUGAUGGAUGAAUACGUAACAGCACAAAAUAAAAUGAAAAGUAUUUCAGAGGAAUCCAGUACAAAGGAGCAGGAGGCAGAAUAUGAGGUACAAACCAUCAUGGACUUCAAAAAAAGUCAGGGACAGUAUUUCUACAAAGUAUCUUGGAGAGGUUAUAGUGUAGAAGAUAACUCCUGGGAACCUUCGUCAAACUUGACCGGAUGUGAAGACCUGCUCUUAGAAUUUUAUAAAUCAAGAUUAAAACAACAAGAAAGAACAAAAACUGAUGAUUUGAAUUACCAAGUGAUGCCACAUGAUGCCAAUCACCAACAUAUUCUGCACAAAGCCCUGUUUUCACACAUUAACAAUCCUACCCAGAAAGACUAUGAAAAUAGUAUAACACUCUUGGCCUCUCCAAAACCUCCUGUUCUGAAGUCCCAGAAAGAAAUUGCUGAGCUGGCAGACAAAGCUCUGUCACAGAAGAAGGUGAGAUAAAUUAUUAACACUGUUGCAA